Messenger RNA from Hippocampus comes (tiger tail seahorse), 1850 nucleotides. RefSeq names its product lysosomal protective protein. Lineage: Eukaryota; Metazoa; Chordata; Actinopteri; Syngnathiformes; Syngnathidae. Bases 94 to 1491 code for a protein of 465 amino acids. Gene Ontology annotation, biological process: proteolysis. Gene Ontology annotation, molecular function: serine-type carboxypeptidase activity. The transcript is spliced from 11 exons. The record is from RefSeq and is a predicted model, not a curated record.
GUUUUACAAGGAAGUCACGCGCCAGGAUAUAAAAACGAGGCUCGCUUCAGAUGUUAUUAUCCCCUUCAGUUAGCUGAUCUUUGAGGUCAGAAGAUGUACGCCGAGGGUCACCCGUCGGUCUUGUUUUUAUCCGUGUUAGCCGUCUUCUGGCUUGGCUCUUGGGCUCAUUAUGCCCCCGACGAGGUGAGCAAUCUCCCCGGUAUGACUUUCAAACCCAACUUCCGUCAGUGGUCGGGACACGUCCAGGCCAGACCCGGCAAAUUUCUGCAUUAUUGGUUUGUGACCUCUCAGAGGGACCCGGUCAAAGACCCGCUGGUAUUGUGGCUCAACGGCGGCCCAGGCUGCAGCUCGCUGGAUGGAUUCCUGUCUGAGAACGGACCCUUCCAUGUAAGAGAUGAUGGAGCCACUUUGUACGAGAACACUUUCAGCUGGAACAAGAUCGCAAACGUUCUAUAUUUAGAAUCUCCCGCAGGAGUCGGCUACUCCUACUCCAAUGACGGUGACUACACAACGGAUGAUGAUCAGGUUGCCGAGGACAAUUACAAAGCGCUGCAGAGUUUUUUUGCCAAGUUUCCGAGCUUCACUCGGAAUGACUUUUUCAUCGUUGGAGAAAGUUAUGGUGGAAUUUACGUGCCAACCCUCAGUUUACGCAUUGCUACAGGAGAUGACAAAAUCAAAUUUAAGGGAUUUGCUGUGGGAAACGGUCUCAGCAGCUUUGCACUCAAUGACCAGACUUUAAUCUAUUUUGCCUACUACCACGGCCUCUUUGGAGAAGACUUGUGGCGUGAUCUCAACCUUUAUUGCUGCGAGAAGCAAAGAUGUGACUUCUCCAACUCCACUUCGCAGAAAUGCCAGACGCUGGUCGGCGUGGCCUUUAAUAUCGUGUACAACAGUGGGCUUAACGAGUAUGCGCUUUACUUGAACUGUGAGGGUCGCGGUGGUUUCCACCCAGCCUACGAGAGGGCAAUGAGUCACCUGUUCAAGAACUACCGCAAACGUAGCAACAAUCUUUCAGAUGGGCCGUCAUUCUCCAUCUCUCUGGGCAAGGUCCCCCCCUGCAUUAAUAGCACGGCUCAAGUCAACUGGCUCAACAGGGGCGAUGUCAGGAAAGCCUUGCAUAUUCCGGACACGCUGCCACCAUGGGACUUGUGCAGUGAGACUGUCGGGCAGGGUUACACCAGCCUGUACGCAUCAGUGAAAGAUGUGUAUCUUAAGUUGCUUUCGUUUGGCCUUCGAGCACUCGUCUACAACGGGGACACGGACAUGGCCUGCAACUUCCUGGGAGAUCAGUGGUUUGUGGAAGACCUUGGCAUAGAGGCCACCACUAGGUAUCAACCCUGGCACCUUGACAACCAGGUCGCAGGAUUCUACCAGCAGUAUGGAAACGUUACCUUCCUGACAGUGAAGGGUGCAGGUCACAUGGUGCCACAGUGGGCUCCAGGUCCAGCUCUUCACAUGUUCCAGUCCUUCAUAACAAAUGGCUCCUACUGAAUCGUGGAUACUGUGCUUAGGUUAAUGUGCAUUCAUUAACAUAUAUAGUAUUUUUUUUUUUAAAUCAGGGAUUUGGGAUUUUGAGGGAAAAGACAGUUUGGAAUUCAUUUUGCUCCUUUUACUUGUCCAAGAGAGCACACUUCAGUGUCUGAGCUUAAUUGUAAAGAAAACUUAAAUGACCUUUUCCACUUUGUUCAGUUUUGGCACAGUGCAAAAAAAAUGUUCUCUCAAUGACAUUGUUUGCCGAAAUGAAUCACAACAUUGCAAUCAGUUUGCACUUGUCACUUAUGCCAGGUGACUUCAAUAAUGAAGUUGAAUUCAUUAAAACUGCAUUUUUAAUAAAAGAUGUUGGAAAUGUA